AAGAAAAUAUUGGUAUGUUUUCGAUGAUGUGACUGCAAGCUGUCUGUGUUUUUUUUUGUUGGAAAGAAAAACCUUAUAAUACAUUUAGCGAUAGCGUCGUGAUGGCCAGUGAGCACAGCAGAGAGCCAGCUGGGCUGGAUGGACUACCAGAGCUGUACAGUAUUCUACGAGGAGAGGUGGCUUCUGUUACAGCAUAUGGUGCUUUUGUUAAGAUUCCAGGAUACAGAAAACAAGGUCUAGUACAUAAGAAUGACAUGUCUGCCUGCCGGGUUGAUAAUCCUGCUGAAAUUGUCGAUGUUGGUGAGCAAGUGUGGAUUAAAGUCAUAGGCCGAGAGAUUACUGAUGAUAAAAUCAAGCUUGCUUUUUCCAUGAAAGCUGUUAAUCAAGGCACAGGGCGUGAUCUGGAUCCCAACAAUCUGAUGGCUGAGCAGGAUGCACGCAGGCGAAGGCAAUUCCGGGAUCAUACGAGUCAGAAAAUCACUCUAGAAGCUGUGCUCAAUACUACUUGUAAGAAGUGUGGAUGCACAGGUCACUUUGCAAAGGACUGUUUCUCACAGCCAGGGGAGAAACAAUAUUGUCUGGUGCCAGAAGAGGAGGAGGAGCCAGCCAACCAGACUGUCCAAUCAGAGCCACUGAAAAGAAAGAAGGAAAAGAAAACCAAGAAAGAGAAGAAAAAGAAAGGGAGAAAGCGAGAGAGCUUAUCUUCAGACAGCAGUGAUCACGCCAAAAGAGCAAGACAUUCCCAUACACAUUCAGAAAAGAAGAAAAAGCACAAGAAACAUAAGCACAAGACACACAAAUGAGCUCUGGAUAUCAAGUCACAGAGAGUUCACAUGUCCAUAUGUGUACAUAUACACAGGCACACAAUGGACUUUCAGUCUCAUACAAGUACAGGCCUGCACUGAUCUUAGACCAGUCAGCUUUCCUGCUCAUUUCUGAAGGUCAUUCAUUCUAUACAAUGUUAUGAAUUGCUUUAUUUAUUUGAAAAUAAAAUGUUUGAAAAAUAA
Neoarius graeffei (lesser salmon catfish) is the source of this 1007-nucleotide messenger RNA. RefSeq names its product zinc finger, CCHC domain containing 17 (gene zcchc17). Gene Ontology annotation, biological process: RNA stabilization. The record is from RefSeq and is a predicted model, not a curated record. The transcript has 8 exons. The coding region runs from base 102 to 803 and encodes 233 amino acids. Gene Ontology annotation, molecular function: RNA binding; zinc ion binding. Lineage: Eukaryota; Metazoa; Chordata; Actinopteri; Siluriformes; Ariidae.